AUGUAUCUUACAUACUCCAUCAUCACUAACAUGAUCGGAUCAUGCAACACAUCAAGACUACUACAGCUCCCUUCUGCCAUCAGAUGUCGACCAGCAGACCUCCUGCUGCGAGGACGUCUCUUCUCGAGCACAUGUCGCCAAACAGCUGGCCAUGAAAACCCGUUGGGCCUGCCGCGAGCAGGAACACCUCCAAAUCUUGCUGCACGCAUGAAGCGAGGUCUUCCUGGGAAAAAGCCCAUCGUCAAUGUGCGCAAAGUAGUAGCAGUGAGCAGUGCGAAAGGUGGGGUGGGGAAAAGCACAAUAUCCACCAAUCUCGCACUCGCCAUGGCUCGGCGAGGUCUACGCACUGGCAUCUUGGACACCGACAUCUACGGACCCAGUAUUCCGACCCUGCUUAACCUGGAAGGCUUCGAGCCCGAGCUUGACAGCAGCAACCGACUACUCCCGCUGACAGCGUAUGGAGUGAAAGCGAUGUCCAUGGGCUUUCUCGUGCCACAAGACAGUCCGAUUGCCUGGAGGGGUCUCAUGGUCCAGAAGGCCAUGAACCAGCUUUUGUUCGAGGUUGCUUGGCCGGAGUUAGAUGUACUGGUCAUGGACUUGCCACCCGGCACAGGCGAUGUGCAGCUCACCAUCACACAAAGCAUUGAGCUUGAUGGUGCCGUCAUCGUUUCAACGCCACAAGAUCUUGCGCUGAGAGAUGCCGUGAGGGGUGUUGAAAUGUUCAAGAAGACCAAGGUACCUAUUAUGGGAAUGGUCCAGAACAUGAGCACCUUCACAUGUACAAACUGCGGACAUCAUCAUGAUAUCUUCGGUUUGGAUGGUGCUCGAAAAAAGUGCGGCGAGCUUGGCCUAGACCUUCUGGGUGAUAUACCGCUGGACAGCCAGAUCUGCAGCGAUGCCGAUGCCGGGAGACCUACCGUUAUAUCUCAGCCCGAAUCAGCACAAGCCGCAGCGUUCGGCGUUGUUGCUCAGGCACUUGCGGCGAAGCUGAAGUUGUGA
Fulvia fulva is the source of this 999-nucleotide messenger RNA. Its product is annotated as Iron-sulfur protein IND1. Gene Ontology annotation, cellular component: mitochondrion. The record is from RefSeq and is a predicted model, not a curated record. Gene Ontology annotation, biological process: mitochondrial respiratory chain complex I assembly; iron-sulfur cluster assembly. Bases 1 to 999 code for a protein of 332 amino acids. Lineage: Eukaryota; Fungi; Ascomycota; Dothideomycetes; Mycosphaerellales; Mycosphaerellaceae. The transcript is spliced from 6 exons. Gene Ontology annotation, molecular function: 4 iron, 4 sulfur cluster binding; ATP-dependent FeS chaperone activity; ATP binding.